Messenger RNA from Closterium sp. Naga37s-1, 231 nucleotides. The record is from the annotation of a GenBank genome assembly. Lineage: Eukaryota; Viridiplantae; Streptophyta; Zygnematophyceae; Desmidiales; Closteriaceae.
AUGCCCAUCGCAUCGCAUGCCCAUCGCAUCACAUGCUCCGUCGCAACACCCAUCGCACAUGCACCGUUCCUGAAUCCUGCACCAUUUGCCAGGUUCACCUCAUCAUUUCUCUCCAAUCUAGCCAAUUUUCCACGACGGCACCAAGGAGUGGAUGUGCUGCCACAAGCGAAGCCACGAUUUCUCGCUCUUCCUCUCCAUCCCAGGCUGCAAGCGAGGCAAGCACACCACUGA